AUGGCAAGUGCACAACCACGUCCGAAACGGGCUGGAGAGGAUUUUACCCGAACCCACCAUAGCCAAAUUGACGACGAUGGGCCCGACAGCAAGAAACCCCGAUUUGACCUCCGUAACCCUUCUGCGCUUGCGCCUGAUACACUGGACGAAGAUCAAUUCUUAGAUGCAGAUGAAAUUGGCAAAAGAGGCCAAAAGGUCCGCCGGAAAGCAGUCAAUAUCGAUGGCUACGACUCCGAUAGUGAGAAUGAAGGAUUCUCGGCACGGAUUGAAAAGAUGUCAGAACAAAAACGCAAGCAGCACGACGCCGAAGAUGACGACAUGUUUGCAGAAUUACAAGAGGACUUUGGCGAGGAGGAAAUUGACGCCGAUGAGGCACUGCGAAAAAAUAAGAAAAACGUGCGCUUCCUGCGGGAUGAGGAAAUCGAAGGUCAAGAUGCGACCUCGAAAGGUGGCAAAGCGAUGCACGCGGACCUGAGCAAAGGUCCAGACGAAGUCGACGUCGAAGAAGAGGAGGAGAGCGAGAGCGAUGUUGCAGAAGAAGAGCGCGCGAAGAUCGACGACGAGAUUGACGAAGAGCUGGGCGCAGGUGCCAAGAAGAAGAACGCGCCAUUGCUAGACGCCUUCAAUAUGAGAGCGGAGCAAGAGGAGGGCCGGUUCGAUGAUCAAGGAAACUACGUCCGUAAAGCAGCCGACCCGGAUGCUGUCUACGAUACAUGGCUAGAUGGUGUUUCUAAGAAAGACAUCCGAAAGGCCAAAGAAGCUGUCGAGAAGCGCGAGGAGGAGAGAAAGGAACAAGAUCGCGUCAACGACAGUGUCUUGACAGCAGACGCACUGGCAACAAUUAUCACGCAUCUCGAACGUGGCGAAACGAUAUUGGAAGCUCUGGCUCGUCUCGGCAAAGGCCUCCAGCGAAAGCCAAAAUGGCAAAACAAGAAAAAGAACAAAAAAGUCGCGGUCUCAGAGGACACAGAAAUGACCGAAGAGAACCCCGAAGAGGAUGUCCGCAGGAAGGCGAUCGAUGCGGUCACAGGAGCUGCGGACAUCCUCAUGGGCCGAGGUCAGCCGGAAAUCUACGACACCGCGCGGGAGCUUCUGACUCGACAGUACCGUAAUGAAACUGGGGAAGAUUGGGUCGACCAGCAAGGACUUUCGAAGGAAGCUGAACCCGACACGAACGCUACAAUGUGGGAGUUUCGAUGGGCGGACGCUCGUGAUGGCGGAAACACCCAUGGGCCAUACGACAGCGUUACGAUGGAAUCGUGGAAAAAUGCUGGCUAUUUUGGUGAAGGUGUUGAGUUUCGUCGGGUUGGAGCCACCGAGCAAUGGACUCCAUCAGCAGAUUUUGUUUAG
Messenger RNA from Penicillium oxalicum, 1350 nucleotides. RefSeq names its product GYF domain-containing protein. NCBI's taxonomy places the organism in Eukaryota, Fungi, Ascomycota, Eurotiomycetes, Eurotiales, Aspergillaceae. Gene Ontology annotation, cellular component: U5 snRNP. The transcript has a single exon. Bases 1 to 1350 code for a protein of 449 amino acids. Gene Ontology annotation, molecular function: protein binding. The record is from RefSeq and is a predicted model, not a curated record.